Oncorhynchus mykiss (rainbow trout) is the source of this 2605-nucleotide messenger RNA. The record is from RefSeq and is a predicted model, not a curated record. NCBI's taxonomy places the organism in Eukaryota, Metazoa, Chordata, Actinopteri, Salmoniformes, Salmonidae.
AGCAAACUAUUCCAUAUUAGCUAGUUGUUUUUGAAAGAGAAAGAUAGCUAGUUAUGAUAUUAUUUUAGUAAACCUGUAGCUUGCAUUACCUUAUGACAGUUAUUCUUCCAGCAUACUAACGUCAACUGGCAGCAUAGCCACCAAAAAUGACAACAGCCGCGAGACCGACGUUUGAGCCAGCGAGAGGGGGGAGAGGGAAGGGAGAGGGCGAUCUCAGUGCGUUGUCCAAACAGUACUCAAGCCGAGAUCUGCCUGGUCACACUAAGAUCAAGUACAGGCAGCUUACCCAGGAUGCCCCCGAGGAGGUGCGUGCCCGGGACUUCCGCAGGGAGCUGGAGGAGAGGGAGCGUGUUGCUGUCCGGGAGAAGACUAGAGAGAGGGGACCGAGAGAACACACCACAUCCUCAUCUUCAUCCUCUAAGAGGCCCAGACUAGAUCAAAUCCCUGCUGCCAACCUGGAUGCAGAUGACCCUCUCACUGACGAUGAGGAGGAGGAUGAUGUCUCUGAGGAGGACAGUGAUGACGAUGACACUGCGGCUCUGCUGGCUGAAUUGGAGAAAAUCAAGAAGGAGCGGGCUGAGGAGCAGGAAUGCAAGGAGCGGGAGCAGAAAGCAGAGGAGGAGAGGAUCCGCAUGGAGAACAUCCUUAGUGGGAAUCCUCUGCUCAACCUGGCUGGACAGCAGCAGCAGCAGCAACAACAGAUAGUCCCCACCCCGAGUGCCUUCAGCGUCAAGAGAAGGUGGGACGAUGACGUCGUGUUCAAGAACUGUGCAAAGGGAGUGGAUGAGGCACGCCGGGAGAAACGCUUUGUCAAUGACACUCUGCGCUCGGAGUUCCACAAGAAAUUCAUGGAGAAAUAUGUGAAGUAGCACUUGCAGCUCUGCUAUGAAGGUGUUCCAUUUCUUUCUGCUCUGUUCCCAGUUCUAAGAGGACAAGGAGGACGUGAUAGAGAUUGGUCUGAAAACAUUGAAUGAGCCUGAAGAAUGGUGUCAUCCGUUGACAUGGAACACGCACAAAAUCCUCUGUAUAUAAAGUAAUCUAAUGCCUGACCUGAAAACAAAUUUCAACUAGUUUUGUUUCGUGUACAAUCAUUUUCCACCCCUGAAAGGAAUGGUUGCAAUAGUGACAUCAUCAAUGUCAACUUGUUGUUAUUUAACUUUUACCUUUUUUUUAAGCGCCAAUGUCAAUAAACCAACAAAAAAGAAAACCCUGUGUCUGUGAGAGGGCCUUGAUGCUUUCCUCAGUGAUUUUAGCUUUGUGCCGGGAGAAUUCUGCAAUGACUUCCAUUAAAAGCUCGGCAGCAAGACUUUUUUUUCUAUCCUUUCAAAAAAAUAAAAGGUCUUUGUGGUACAUGAACGCCUCUGUGGCACAUUACCUUCAUGACUGACGCCUUUAAUUGAGGAGAUGAAGAGGAGGUUCAAACCUUUCUGUAGAGGAUGUUUAAGUCUAUCUGAAGUGAAGUUUAUGUUCAAUUUAGGCUAAGAUUCAAUCAGUUCUGGAGUUAACCCAGGAUAACUGACAGCUGUUAUUAUUUAGGCAAUGUCGAGGUGUAACUGCGGUAAAGCUAUCAAAUAUGUGAGCGGCUGCUCUUGUCAUUGUCGCGAAACCACAUCCGUCCUUAAAUCCCUCUCGCGUUAGAAGUUCAGAACGAGAAAGUGUAGGCUAUAUGGAAAUGACACUCAAAUUGAAAGUCGUGAAACAUAAGGAUUGAUGUCAGCCUAAUUGAGGUGUAGAUUACAACACAUUCCAGUGUUUGAACUUGUAACAGGCUGCGUGGGAUUUAUCCUAAUGUGACUUGUGCAUCCAAUGUCAAUGAUGGGUAUAAUGGGAGCCACUUGCUGAUUUCACAGCUCCAACACAGUUACACCCCCAACAUCGCCUAAAUAAUAAACAAUGAAACUGCCAUGCAGUUGUCAGUUAUCACCGGUUAAGGAGGAUCUGAUUGAAUCAAGCCCACGCCUGUGAGCCCAGAAUCUGGACUCUGGGGUAGACGUAACAUAAUAAAUGUAAAUCUGUCUCCAUACAUUUAUUAUAUGUUACAUGUUAUUUAUUAUUAUUUGUAUGUAUUAAUUAAGUAAAAUUCUUAAGUGGUCUGUGAUGAGAUUCGAACACGCAACCUUUGGGUUGCUAGAUGUUCGUUUUUCUACGCCCCCACCCUGACCAACCUCCUUUACUUUUUGCCUCAAGUAACCUGUCUUAUGUAACUAUGUAACCAAAUGUUUAAACAAAUAUAUAAUCUCUGUGCCCUUGAGCAAGGCACUUAACCGUAAUUGCUCUGCAUAACUAAAAUGUAACGUGACAUACUAAUUUGAGUGUCCUGGAUUUAUAUUUGCUAUGUUACGUCUAGUCUGAGACCAGGCUCAUAUUGUGCACCACACAGUUCAACAUUGUAGAGAAACAUGAAAAGAUUCAUAGAGAACUGUUGUCUGCUAUGAUGAGCUAAGCUGUUCCCGCUGAAUAAUGGUCUUUUUAGAGCAAAGGUAUGGUUUCUCACAUGUGAAUUUAAGCUUGCCAGAAAUAAUUUUGUCUCAUGGUGAAAACGGAAAACCUCUGUAUAUUUGUGUGUAUAUAUAUACUGAACAAAAAUAUAAACGCAACAUGGAAA